AUGGCCAAGGGAGGCAAUGGGUGGCUGCGGAAUGCAUGGGCAUGUGCGGCCAAGCGCUGUUCGUGCAAGGACAACUUCGAGUGGCGCACCGAGUGCUACCUCUGCGGGGCGCCCAAGCCCAAGGACGAGCAGCGCGUGUGGCUCGGGCUCAGUGAUGAGGAGUUCCGUUCCCUCAGUGGGGUGCUCACCCAGUCACAGCGUGACAAGUUGCUGCACCGCCGCGCCAUGGCGGAAUCUGGGCUGGCGCAGCCUGCCUGGGACGCCUGGCAAGCCUCGCAGGAUGUCAGCUCGCUCUCCAACCAGCUGCUGGGAGCCCGCGGUCGCCUCCAGAAGCUGGAGCAGGCGGCCACCGACAUCAUGGUGCAGGUUGCCGACCAGCGGGAGGCGGUGCGAGGCCUGGAGGAGGAGUACGCCGCCGCCAGGGCGCGCGCCUCCGUGGCUUUGGCGCCAGGGGCGGCGCAGCUCGGCCCAGAGGUGCGUGCAGCCCAGUCCGCCUUCGGCCAGGCGCGCGCCGCGGUGGGGGGGGACGCUCCCCCAGCGGUCGCGGCCCUGGUCGAGGCUUGCGAGCGGUUCCUCGGGGCAGUCGUGGGGGCUGCGGCCGGAGCGGGCGCGGCGCCUGGGAUGGGCGCGGGACCUGUUGAGCGUGCUGAUGCGGAGCCUGCGCGUGGGGCCUCGCCAGCAGCUGUACGACAGCCUCAUUCCCCAGGCGGCGGGCAGGAGGUGGCCGCGGCGCUGUGUCGGCAGACCCAGGAGUUCGCUGCGGCAUCAGGACAUCCUGGAGGACAAGCCUGGGACGCGGCAGGUGCCGACGACUCCGACUCGGACGAGUGCAGUCGGCGCCCGCUGGGGGCGCUGCCCGCGCCCACGCUGCGGGGCGCCGCGACGCCCGCGGGGCCAGGCCGCGGGGGUAGCCACCAUCUGGAGCUGGACAGCGGCACGUCCAGCGACGAGGUGGGCCAGAAGUUGGGGGCACCCUUUGAUUGCCCCGUCAGUGCCUGCGAGGCGGCGUCCGUUGACCCAGCGGGCGCCACAUCCCGUCCAAACCCUUUGUCGGAUCGGCAAGAAGUACGGCGAGAACGCGAAGCUGGAGAUGGUCCUACGGCGUCUUCAGCUUCACCCAAGUGUUGGAAGUUAUGCACCUGCAAUACCACCAGCUGGAGCAGCGUGCAGUGGUUCCUCGAGAAUGAGUGCGACGCCGACGUGGUCAUGCUGCAGGAGGUGGCCAUCGCUCCUGAGCUGCAGCCUGAUCGUGAAGCAGCAGUAGGUCGCCUAGGUUGGAAGGCCAAGGUUGCGCCCUCUCGGGACACGGGAGGAGGCCUCUCAGGGGGCGCGUUGGUGGGCACGUGGCCUCACAUUGGCCUCUGCGAGGCUCCUGUCCCGAAGCGCCCUUGGCCCUCUGAGCGGGUUCUCCUCAUGUGGGUCAACGGCUUGGUUCCUGGAGGCUUUAUUGCAGGGUCGGUUUAUUUGGUCUCUGGCGGGGGCCUCGACGACCAGAGUUUUCUGAUCCUGAAGCAGCUGGGCGAGGCCUUGAGGGCCAUGGGGCAGCCGUUCAUUCUCGGGGGUGACUGGAACGUG
Molecule: messenger RNA, 1575 nt
Organism: Prorocentrum cordatum
Lineage: Eukaryota; Dinophyceae; Prorocentrales; Prorocentraceae
Source: the annotation of a GenBank genome assembly